Rhipicephalus sanguineus (brown dog tick) is the source of this 2433-nucleotide messenger RNA. Its product is annotated as neprilysin-1. Bases 162 to 2366 code for a protein of 734 amino acids. NCBI's taxonomy places the organism in Eukaryota, Metazoa, Arthropoda, Arachnida, Ixodida, Ixodidae. Gene Ontology annotation, biological process: protein processing. The transcript has 22 exons. Gene Ontology annotation, molecular function: metalloendopeptidase activity. Gene Ontology annotation, cellular component: plasma membrane. The record is from RefSeq and is a predicted model, not a curated record.
AAUAGACCUAAGAGGCACGAUGUCGGACCAAAGUAGGCGAGAAGCUCGCAGUCUCAAAGGCUCCCCUUUUACGUAGCGGACCGCUAUAUUUCACCGCAAGCAGUUAAGGGACGCCAAGGCAGUCCUUGCUGCUCAAGAGGCGUUGGAGUGACAUCUAAAGUAUGAACCUUCUAAUUCUGGUCAGCGCAUUAGUAUGGAUGAGAUUAACGACUUCGUGGGGAAUCGAACAAUAUGAAGACUUCAAGCAACAUACUCCGGUUUGGGAAGGGGGCGAUGGAAGAUAUAACAUCUGUCGCACUGAGGUUUGCCGGAAACGAGCAAAAAUGAUUUUGGACUCUCUGGACACCACAGUCGACCCGUGCCAAGAUUUUUACUCUUUCGCCUGCGGCGGAUGGUUAAAUAAGACCAAGAUACCAAAGACGAAGUCCUCCUACGGCAGCUUUAACUCACUCAACGACGAGUUGCUAAAGACGUUGAAAGGUAUACUUGAAGGUAUACCCAUUGUCAAAGGCAAACACCAAAAUGUCACGGACAAGGCUGCCGUCGCCUACCACGCCUGCAAGUCUGUCACUAAAGUCUGCGACCGGAUCGACGUUGUGUACGACAUCAUGAACGCUUCUGCACUCGGCGACUGGCCCAUAACGAAGACGAGUAUAAGUGACAUAAAGAAUCUGACCAACUGCUCGGAUCUCUUGCUCAGGACCGGAUUCGGUCCAAUCCUGCGUUACGACAUUGGCCGAGACAGCAAGAACCUGACGAAUUAUGUGAUUCAGAUUGACCAGAUGACUUUUCCAGUGGUGGGGCGAAAUCAGCUCAUCCAUCCAAACAAGACGGAGAACAAACGAAUCAUGAAAGCUUACAAGCGUCUCGUAGAAGCCACCCUGGCAUUCAUGACAUUUAGCAUUAGUACAUCGGAAAAAUCGAAAAUUGCGGACGAACUGAUCGCUUUCGAAGGAAAACUCGCGAACCUAACAGACCCACCUGAGAAAAGAAGAGAUUUCCUGUCCCUGUAUCACAGGACUACAAUAACUGCGCUCCAACAUAACUUCUCGACUUUUCCCCUUUUAGAUCUCCUCAACUGGGAGUUUUCCAAGGCUGAUAUAUUGCUCACUGAAGACGAGACAGUCGAACUGUACUCCAUGGACUACUACAAAAAGCUGGUCGACUUUCUGGAGAGUACGAAGCCGGCACUGCUAUUCAACUACAUAGGCCUUCGUAUCAUGUUCCUGUGGGCUCCCCACGCUUCCCGGGAUAUUCGGGAUGCCCUAUUCGGUGUGAAGAAAGCCACAUCGGGAAUUCAGGAGAUGCCUCCCAGGUGGAAAGAAUGCACCAAUCUGAUCAACAGUGCAAUGAUGGAGGUUACUGGUUAUUUAUACGUGAAAGAGAAGUUCAGUCCUGAAGCAAAGAGUGAGGUUGAAGAUCUGGUCUCCAGACUGAAGGAUAUUUUCAAAUCGUCACUUGAGCAGAACCAAUGGAUGGAUAACGAGACAAAAGAAAAAGCUUUGCUGAAGUUGAAUCAAAUGGAGUCUAAAAUUGCGUACCCGAAAUGGGGCCUGAAUAUGACGUUCCUCGAAGAGCUGUAUCAUUACGUUCCCCAGCUGGAUCCAACCCAGGCAUUCUUGAAAAUCUGGCACUUUAUAGCAGCCAACAACGGAAGAAAAAAGCUAGAAAAAUUGCGCGAGCCUUACAACAAGGAUUUAGAGUGGAUUGUUGGAGCAGCGGUUGUAAACGCUUUCUACGAUCCGGCCACGAAUGAAAUGGUGUACCCGUCAGGAAUACUUCAAGGUGUAUUCUACCAGUACGGACUUCCACGGUCUAUCAAUUUCGGGGCUAUCGGUACAGUGGUCGGACACGAAAUGACUCACGGCUUCGAUGACACAGGAAGCCAGUUUGAUGCAAACGGAAGGUUGGAACAGUGGUGGACGAACGAAACUCGAAAAAAGUUUGACAAAAGGGCGCUGUGCUUCAAGCAUCAAUAUGGAAGCAUCACUGUCAAGCGUCUCAACAUGACGCUAAAUGGGAACAAUACUGUAGGAGAGAAUAUAGCGGACAAUGGCGGUAUCAGGACUGCCUUCAAGGCAUUCAAUAAACUGCUGUUCGAGAGACAGCAGCGUGAGGAUACCCGUCUAGAGGGCUUGGAAAACGUGUCUGGGAAGCAGUUGUUCUUCAUAUCCAACGCUAUGGUGUGGUGCAACAAGGCUCGCGAAGGAUAUCUGCGGGAACUAAUACAAUACGACCCGCACACUCCAAACCGCUACAGGAUCAACGUCCCAAUGGGAAACAUGGAAGCAUUCUCAGCAGUAUUUAAAUGCUCAAAGAAAUCCAAAAUGUAUCGCCAGAAGGAGGACCGCUGCACGUUAUGGUGACACAAAAUGAUGAGAACGUCUUCAGAGGAAAGACCAGCCUGCAAAUUGGGUUAAUAAAUUUGUACGC